Messenger RNA from Aptenodytes forsteri (emperor penguin), 2598 nucleotides. It is a transcript of the gene HHAT, whose product is annotated as hedgehog acyltransferase. The record is from RefSeq and is a predicted model, not a curated record. Gene Ontology annotation, molecular function: protein binding; palmitoyltransferase activity. Lineage: Eukaryota; Metazoa; Chordata; Aves; Sphenisciformes; Spheniscidae. Gene Ontology annotation, biological process: protein palmitoylation. The transcript is spliced from 15 exons. Bases 1 to 2598 code for a protein of 865 amino acids. Gene Ontology annotation, cellular component: endoplasmic reticulum.
AUGAGACCUAACCUGGAGUAUCAGACGCAAGCCUGGCUUUCAAAGAUCAGGAAACAGGAAUUUGAAUACACAAAGAAGGCCUCAAGCCGUGAGGAUGCCCGCAACCACAGGCAGGUCGUGAUAAAUGCUACGGAAACACAGACCAGAACCAUUUACUUCUUAUCCAGGGAGGCGGCCGGCGGGGUCUGCGGGGGAGCAGCUCCCAGGCCGAUGCUGCUGCCGGCCUGGGAAACGCGUCUCUACGGACUCCUCGCCGUGGGCUCUCACCUCUAUGCUUUCUACGAAGCGCACCAAGUGUCUCGAAAGUAUGAAGCUGUGAUGGACAGAAAGUUUGGGCUGGAACCAGGGACUCUCUUCCAGGGCCUCAAAAAGGACCCCAUGGACUUUGAAUGGAGCUACUGGAUAGAAUGGGGAAGGGAACGUAUACUGUGGCUUCUGGCUGGUCACCUGCUGGUAUCACAAGUGUCCAGGCUCUUGGUGGAGAAGUAUAAACCGUGGUGCUUGAUGGUUUAUGGAAUGGCUGCCUGCUGGUUGUUACUGGGAAUCAAGGGCUUUGCUGUCAUUUUGUUACAUGCAACUAUUUCAUUUGCUGUGGCUCAGUUUCAGCUGUCGCUCCUGACAUGGUUGUGCUCCCUUAUCCUGCUGUCCACUUUACGCAUACCAGCUGUGGAAGAAGCCAAGAGGAAGUGGUACGACACCGAAAACGAGUAUUACCUGCUGCUCUUCACUGUGUCUGUCCGCUGCCUCUUCUGCACUAGCUUCAGCCUGGAGUACUGCUGGCAUGGACCUGCCCAGAAGUCAUCCCACUCAUUCCUGUGGAUGCUGGCAUAUGUGUUUUAUUAUCCCACAUUCCACAAUGGGCCCCUUGUGAACUUUGAUGAAUUCAGUAAGCAGAUGAGGAGACAAGAAGCCUUCAGUUUGAAGACCAAUCUCAGCGUCUUAAUUGUGGGCAUAAUUCGUAUUUUCUUUUGGUGGUUCCUGGCUGAGCUGAUGAUUCACCUCAUGUAUAUCCAUGCUCUCUACAGCAGUGCUCCACCUUUGGAAGCUGCGUCAUACUGGGCCUUGGGUGGCCUGGCUUUAGCUCAAGUACUGUUUUUUUAUGUGAAAUACCUUGUUCUGUAUGGUGUUCCUGCCCUCCUCCUUCAAAUGGAUGGACUCAAACCUCCAGCUCUGCCUUGCUGUGUGAGCCUGAUGCACAGUUUCACUAAAAUGUGGAGAAGUUUUGACGUUGGGCUACAUCGCUUUCUGGUCAGGUACAUUUAUGUUCCAAUGGGAGGAUCUCAGUCCAGUCUGCUGGGAACGCUCUUUUCCACAGCCCUCACUUUUGCCUUUGUAAGCUAUUGGCACGGAGGACAGAGUUAUCUGUGGUACUGGGGCGCACUUAAUUGGCUUGGAGUAAUUGUGGAAAGUGGCGUCAAGAGGAUACUUUCUGUUUCAGUUAUUCAAGAUUUAAUUGAGCGUUUCUUCUCACCAAGAAUUCGUCGUCGACUUCAUGCUGUUCUAGCAUCUGUUAGCACUUCAAUGUUGAUUUUAUCAAAUCUAGUAUUUCUUGGAGGAAAUCACGUUGGAAAAAUCUACUGGAACAGGAUCUUUGUGGAAGGUGUUCAGACCUUCACCGAUACCGUGUUAUCUCCGUAUACCUUCUAUUCCUAUUACGUCCAAGCCAGCAAUGUUCAUGGCUUUACGAGAAGUGCCUCAGUGACAUACAGAACAAAAUCUGGGGCGCCUCCAGGAAGCUUGCAUUUAAAUCCCGUCUCUCCUGUUAGCCACCACUCUGUUUUACUUUACUGGACGAGCCUCUCCAAUGACUCUGGGCCCAUAGAGAAAUACAUUUUGACAUGUACUAGCUUGGGUGAUCUUCAGCCUUGCGCUUGUACUAGUGGAGGCUGCUUAAAGAGCCAGCCAGUAACAGUAAUUACUGCACAAGCUCCUCCAGAAGGGCUACACCCGCCGAUGAUAGAAACCAUCAGCUCUACAGAACUGGCUGUGGAAUGGUCACCACCCGAGAAACCAAAUGAACCAUCAAGCGAGCUAGAACGUGCUCUGGAACAUGAUCUAGAACCAUCAAGCGAGCUAGAACGUGCUCUGGAACAUGAUCUAGAACCAUCAAGCGAGCUAGAACGUGCUCUGGAACAUGAUCUAGAACCAUCAAGCGAGCUAGAACGUGCUCUGGAACAUGAUCUAGAACCGCCAAGCGAGCUAGAACCUGCUCUGGAACCAAGCGAUCUAGAACGUGCUCUGGAACCACCUCCCUAUGAAAACACCAACUCCAGACUUCGUACCGGCUCUAGAACCACCCUAGCUCUACAACCAACCAACCCCCGAAAACCCACCUCUGGAAUGGACUCGAACUCUAGGGCCCCAGGUCGAACGUUGACAGCAAGCACGUUACUUUCCCCUUGUCAAGUACAGGGCUCAAGUACAGGGCAGAUCACCCAGAAUGCUGCUAUUGUAUGGCGAGCCAUACUCCCUGUCUCUCCACCAAAAAAUGGCAAUCUUUUGGAUCUUCUCCAGCUAAUCAGUGGAAAUGAUGGACACCUUGACAUCUUCAUUUGGCAAUAUGCUUUCACCAACAUACCAAAGGUUGCCAACCUCUAG